CCAUUCACCAGUCAACAAACCUUCCACACUCGUGCACCUAGCUGCCACCAUGGCCCGUCUUCUCAGCGCCCUGAUCCUCAUCUCAGCCUUCGUCGUAGGUGCAGCAGCACAAUGUGCAACUCCCCUCCAGGCAUGCGACUUUUUCUUCAAGCCUCCACGUGGCAUGAAGCCGUUUGUCCCGACGUUCAAGUUACGGCCCUCCAAUAUGAACCUCAUGCUCAGCAAAACCUCUAUCAUGCACAAGUCGGGCGACGUCGUGCUAUCGGCGAGCAACAACAACGAAUACAACGGAUGCAUCAUGACGCCUAAACUGGACUGGCGCACGUGUGACAAGGUGUUUCUGUUCAAGGGAGCGGGCACCGGGCCCAUGUCGUACGUCAACACCAACCUUAUCGCCAUGUACCCCAUGACCGCCGACACCGUCCCCUUGUACAAGAACAGGUGCAUCGUUUUGCGAAUGGACAACACUCGCCUCGCCCGCACCGGCUAUCUCAAUAGCGGGGAUACCCGCGCUCGAUUCCCUGAGCACCGCCGCUGCAUUGCCUUCAAGACCGCUUGAUCGACUCGGGGAGGGGUUGGUGAGAGUUAGGGGGUUCUCAAUAAGUAACAGUAUCCUGUUCCGAUGAAAUUCGGAACUCAUACAUGCAGUAGUGUGGCUUCUCGUGGCGUAUCUACAUGCAGUGUUCGUUGAUGGUAGUUUGGCACAGCUUAUUGAUAUGCCAUAGCUUUGUAGACAUUCUUUUAGAAAUUCUAGUGCUAGCUUCCAU
Closterium sp. NIES-67 is the source of this 767-nucleotide messenger RNA. The record is from the annotation of a GenBank genome assembly. NCBI's taxonomy places the organism in Eukaryota, Viridiplantae, Streptophyta, Zygnematophyceae, Desmidiales, Closteriaceae.